AGCUCACCUGAACCAACCUGUUCAGUCUCUGGCUGGACAGGUCCGGUACUGAGGAAGUUUAGCCAAGUGUCAUUAUUUCAGUAAUGAAUUUUAAAGCGAAAACAACAACGUGGAUAAUGAAUUUUUAUUGAGACGACGACAUUCUGACGUGGAGCGCGCGCCACAGGUGGAUGUAAUUAGAAGUUGAUUAACCUGCUGCGCUGAUAUGGAGGAUUCCAGUGACUUGUAUGACUCCUAUGAGUCAGAAGCUCCAGCAUGGGCAGACCACCAGGCCCAGCAUCUGGAGGAUCUGGACACCGUGGAGUGCCUCAGGAGGAAGAUCAAAUACUACUUCAUGAACCCCUGUGAGAAAUACCAUGCUCGGGGAAGAAAACCAUGGAAACUCAUACUGCAGCUCGUCAAAAUCGCCAUUAUUACCAUUCAGUUGGUGUCUUUUGGGCUGAGCAACCAGAUGGUUGUCGCAUUCAAGGAGGAAAAUCUGAUGACAUUCAAGCACCUCUUCUUGAAAGAUUAUGUCGAUGGAGGCAUGGAUACGUAUGCUGUUUACAGACAGACAGAUGUUUAUGAUCACAUCGAAUACAUUCUGAAACAGUAUGGACAUCUGCACAACAUCACAGUAGGCAAUCAUGAAUAUGAGAAAAAUGGUGGCGUCUACACCCCACUGUCAGUGUGUCAGGACUUCUACAGGAAUGGCACCAUCUACCCUGGAAAUGACACCUUCGAAAUUGAUGCUCAUGUGGAAACUGAAUGUUUCAACGUGUAUCCGAUGUAUGACCCAUCAUUGCGUGAAGUGCUUCCAGGUUUUGAACUGCAUUUCAAAAGGAUGCUCUCUGUCAAGCUCACAUUUGUUCUCAAGGCCAUAAACCUGCAGACAGUGAGACAUCGAGAGCUGCCGGACUGCUAUGACUUCACUGUUAUCAUAACUUUUAACAACCGAGCUCACAGUGGGAGGAUAAAGAUCGACCUGGAAAAUGAUGUGGACAUCAAUGAAUGCAGAGACUGGAAAGUAUCUGGAGCAUCUGCUAAAAGCGCAAUCCUGACUGUGCUGUUUGACUGCCUCAUCAUUGUAACAUGCAUCGUCUCUUUCACCCUCUGCACACGUUCGGUGAUCAAUGGGACUCGGCUCCAAUUUGAAUACACCCACUACUGCAUGAAAUACUGCAAUAAGGAGGUGCCAUGGUCGGACAAGUUGGAGUUUGUGAAUGGUUGGUAUAUCCUGAUCAUUGUCAGUGACACAAUGACCAUCAUCGGCUCCAUUCUCAAGAUUGACAUCCAGACUAAGGUCCUCACUAGCUACGAUGUGUGCAGCAUCUUCCUUGGCACCGGCACCAUGCUUGUCUGGAUUGGGGUCAUCCGCUACAUGGGUUUCUUUAGAAAAUAUAAUAUUCUAAUCCUGACACUGAGGGCAGCUUUCCCAAAUGUUAUUCGUUUCAUCUGCUGCGCUGGAAUCAUCUACCUGAGUUACUGCCUUUGUGGCUGGAUCGUCCUUGGUCCAUAUCACGAAAAGUUCCGGACCUUGAACACAGUGUCAGAGUGUCUGUUCUCACUGAUCAACGGAGACGACAUGUACCCCACCUUCAAGAACAUGAAGCAGAAGAGCAACCUGGUGUGGAUCUUCAGCAGGGUCUACCUCUAUACCUUUGUGUCGCUUUUUAUCUACAUGAUCCUCAGCCUCUUCAUCACAAUCAUCACCGACACAUACGACACCAUCAAGCAACAGCAGCAAAGUGGAACCCCGACAUCAGAGCUGCAAAAAUUCCUGUCAGUGUGUAAAGAUCUGCCGAAUUCUGGUGUGUACAGACUCGACGAGAACAACGGCUGCUUCCUACAGUGCUGGAUCAGCCGAUGCAGGGAGCAUCAAGAGAGGCUGACUUCAGAGGCAUAGAAAGUCUUUAAUGUGGAGAUACUGAAAGGCUGUACUGUAUAAAUAAUAGCCUAAUAAUUAAUGUGCACUUUAAACGGUUAUAUUCAGUGGGAGUGGGUUUCGGAAUGUUAGAAGCUUCCUCCCCUCUUUACCAGUAGUCAUAAGUUUGCUCAGCUGAGGAACACUUUUUCAGUGCUGAACUGAACUGAAGAAUGUGACAAUCAAGUUUGGUCUCAAUAUGAUGCACUGAUGUGGGAAACACUUUGUAAAUACACUUAUUUAUAUCAAUACUGUUGAUGAAGAAUAUUGUGACACAGAAAUUUGAAAUGGUAUUGUUUUACAAAGCAUGCCACUUGGAAAGACUCCAAUAUCGCACUCUCUAAAUAAUGUAUCAAGGUUCAAUAAAUAAGCUGAAAUGCACAUUAAA
This is a messenger RNA of Amphiprion ocellaris (clown anemonefish), 2291 nucleotides long. RefSeq names its product mucolipin TRP cation channel 3b (gene mcoln3b). Gene Ontology annotation, molecular function: NAADP-sensitive calcium-release channel activity. The record is from RefSeq and is a predicted model, not a curated record. The transcript has 14 exons. NCBI's taxonomy places the organism in Eukaryota, Metazoa, Chordata, Actinopteri, Pomacentridae. The coding region runs from base 206 to 1885 and encodes 559 amino acids. Gene Ontology annotation, cellular component: lysosomal membrane; plasma membrane.